AAGGCUUCCGCAAAGGACCAAUGAUUCUGGGCCCUGCAUCCCUCCUUGCAUUGCUUCCCACUCUGCAGCCAUGUCUCGGUCCCGUCAUGCAAAGCCUUCCAAAGCAGUCAGGACAGGUCUACAGAAGAAGAAAACGACAUUAAAGCAGGGUGUCAAACAUGGGGAGUCAGGGAAGCUGAACCCUGGAAAGCUGAACCAAGUAACUCAAAGAGAUGGUAAGAAAGAACCAGAAGACAAAAGCCCCACACCACCCAGAAGCCUUCUGACCAGAGCUGGGGCAGCCAGAAUGAAUCAGGAUAAGACCCAAGUGGAGGGUCCAGAGUCCUUAGCUGCCAGUGGGUUUACAAUGGCUCUACGAAGAAGCUCUCUGAUCAGGCGACUCUCCCAGAGCCCCGUCGUUACACCCAGACCGAAGAAAGUGUCACCUGCUAAGAGUGUUUCGAAGCAGCAGUGUCCUCACGAUACCCAGGAUGACGAGACCCAGGAUGACGUGGUGGCAGAGCACUCGGAAAAUGAUUGCAUCCCCAGCCAAGACCCCACUGCGUCCCCAGAUCCAGAGAACCUAAUUGGUGAAGAGAGCUUGUGUUUAGUUGAAGGUGAGAUUCAAGAGCUAACCCAGUCUUGGCCUGAAACAAUAGAAGGUUCCCAAAGCUGUCCUGCAACAGAUAUUCCUUCUGGACCACUGGAAGGGACACACUGUGAAGGACUACUCGCUCUUCAGACAUCAGAUGUCAGCACAUCCCCUCAGGAGUGUGCGUCUUUGUCCCAAAGAUCAACACCCGAAGUCACCUCUCAGAAAAACACUAGCAAUCAGUUUGAAGACUUGGGGUCACAAGGAAACUCUCUUAAGCUAUCAGAUCCUCCCCUGAAUCCCGUGGGAAAUGAAUCUAAUUGCUUUCCCACCUCCAGUUUUAAGAUUCUACCUGAACUGGACCUUAAAAACUGCAUGUCUCUUGAUGGGUCUGUGUAUCCCACAGCUCUGAUAAGAUUCCUCUUGGCAGGCUCACAGCCAGAUACACUUGAUAUGCUUGGUGCUAAACCCCAAGAAGGAACCUUCAAAACUAACCCAGAUCAAGGUGGUUGCUAUCCAUAUCAAUUUCUGGAUGGCAUUUCUGCCCUAGGACAGGCUUUCAGUGCUCUCCCACCUCAGUGGGUAUUUCCUGGUGCUAACUUAGUUCCUGGUGAGGCCCUGGGCAAGGUUUCAGGCCUACCAGAGGAUCUUGGUGCUAUAACUAUGCUAACCCAACAAGGAACUAUGAAUUUGAAUAUGGCUGCUCCCCCAGAUCUGCCUGUCUUCCUUCCCAACCCUAUAGUCCCAUUGGCUACCUACAGUAAUCCUCCCGGGCCUGAGCCCCACAGCUUUGCCUCCUGUGGGCUUGAGGUCCAAGGUGCUAUCCCUUUAACUUUGGACUCAGGACAUGUCCCAGCAAACUCCGAGAUAAGUUCAAUACCUCCAGCAAUAGCUGCAACCAGUGUACAAGAUGAGAAGCAGUUUUGUGCAAACCCUUCUCCAGCGAACAGGCAAGGGUUUACCAUUGACCCUGAGAGUGGACUCCAGCAUGCUCCCCUGGAUCUUACCCAGGGCCCUCAGGUUACCUCCAGCAAAGUGGAAGUGGGGAUUUCUCAGGUCAACACGGCCAGCUCUGCUGAUGGCGAAGCCACUGGGAUGUCUAUGCCAGUGUCACAGGCCAGUACCUCUUCUUCACAAAAAUCUUCACUGCCAACGGUGGAGAGGAAGAAACGCAAGCCGUGCGGGGUCUGUGAGCCCUGCCAACAGAAGACCAACUGCGGUGAGUGUACCUACUGCAUGAACAGAAGGAACAGCCACCAGAUCUGCAAGAAGAGGAAAUGCGAGGUGCUCAAAAAGAAGCCGGAUGCCACUUCUUUGGUACAGGUUACAAAAGAGAACAAGAGGCCCCAGAGGGAAAAGAAGCCCAAAGUUUUAAAGAGAGACAAUAACAACAAAGCAGUAAAUGGCCCCAGAUCAGAGUCCAUGGAAGACAGUCAAUGUGGCCAUGGGGAAGAGCAGAGAUUGGAUUUGAAUUCACAGCCCCUUGAAAAUGUAGGGAAGAAUGCAGAGAGCAUGACAGGAAUCGAGGUGGAGAAUUGGACACCAAACAAGAAAUCAAGCCCAGAGAGUCAAGUCAAGGGAGACCUCGAUACAAAUGUAACUGAGGUUGGAAAGCCCCAGCCCUCUGAAGAUGACAAGCAACAGAGCCAGCCUUCCCCGAUGUUUCCUCAGGCCAUAAGAAACGGCAUGAAAAAUGUGUACUGUUUACCUACGGACACAAACCUUCCAAUCAACAAAUUGGAUCUUGAAGAAAUUAGCAAGGUGCUAGGAAAUGGUUCCUCUAAAUUGCUGCCUGGCCCCUCCAACGGCAAGGAUGCCAUGAACUCUGUCUCUUCCGAUAGGAGCUGUGAUCAUCUCAAGGGGUCGAGCGACACUUUGUUCUUCCAGAAGCCUGGCUUGAACUGCCAAUCUGCUGCAGCCUCCACCAUCCCUAAGGAUCAUCCUAAGACACACAGCUCUGGCUGUCAACCCCAAAGCCCCGAGAAGAUACCUAGUAAAGACCCUAAAGAUGACUCUCCAGUUCAGCCAAGUCUUCUAUCACUAAUGAAAGACAGGAGACUCACCCUGGAACAAGUGGUAGCCAUUGAAGCCCUUACGCAGCUUUCAGAAGCUCCAUCCGAGAAUUCCUCUCCGUCAAAGCCAGAGAAGGGUGAAGAAACAGAUCAGAGGACAGCUAGUCUGCUUGACAAUUGCAAGGCUAUCCUUAAUUCUGUGAGAAAAGACCUCCAAGACACAAACAUAAAGUGUCUUCAGCACCAGAACACAGAGUUCAAGUUGCCGGAUAGUUCAGCUACUAACCAAACAUUUGAAGAUUCGGAUUCACUUACAGCUGGAGACAAACCUCCCCUUGAUAGUUCUAAGAAUUCAUAUCCAUUGCCAGUAGAAAGUCAUAAUUCAGAAGACUGCAGUCAGGCACUAAACGGCGACCAAAAGUUGAAUUCCCAGCAUGAGCCACCAUGCCAGGAUGUGCCCUACAGUCAAAUUGAAGAAGAUGUUGCAGCCCAAUUAACCCAGCUUGCAUCUACAAUUAAUUACAAUCACAUAAACCCAGACGUCAAGAAUGCCGGAAGUACACCAGGGAGCCUUGCUGCAAAGAAUACACAGCAGAAACCUAGUCAGGAGAAAGGCAUGGCACAAGAGAAACCAGCGUCGAGUAUACAAAACAAACCUAGUGUACCACCAGCAAAGCCAAAGAACAAGACCCAGAAGAAAGCAAAACAGACCCCCAAAACAGACAAGCGUAAAAAGGAACCUCCAGUCCCUAGCUCUCAAGAAAACGAUCAGAAGCAAGAGCAACUUGCAACUCAGUAUAGUAAGAUGCAUGACAUUUGGAUAUCAUCCAAAUUUCAAAGAUUUGGCCAGUCUGGUCCACACAGUGUUCCUAACAUGUUUGGAAACCCUGCUAUCUUUUCCCAGAAAUUGAAACCAAUAGCUCAGAAUAACAUACCCUUACAACCCUAUAUGACAUUUCUUCCUCUCCGCCAGAUAAAAUUCACAAGACAAUCUGAACUGGCAAAGGAGAAUGUUAAAGUCGAGCCACCAGAUGUUCUACCAACAUGCCAAAUCAAGACAGAAUCCAGCGGGCAGGCAAUUGCAGAGCCGGUAGAUAAUUCUCAGGUACAGCCCUCAGUGAAUAGCAGUGAGAAAGCUCACCCUCUGCCUCAGCCCUCCCCUCAGUCCAACCAGUGUGCUAACAUGAUGCCUGGUGCUGCUCAAACACAGUUACAACUAGGCGCUCAAGAGAACUUGGUGCAUCCGAUACCACCGACAUUGCCUGGUACCUCUCCUGAGUCACCCUUGCCAGACCCAGCAUCCAUCCUCAGGAAAGGGAACGUGUCAGGUUCCAACGGAAUGGCAGGUGUGAAUGCUAAGCCAGAAGCGCAAGCACCAAGCCAUGGACCACGGAGUGACUUCACCACACACAGUGUCCAGAUGGAGUUUUUUGAGCACAUCAAGAAAUACCUUAGAGACCCUGCAAAAUUCUUGCAACCCGAAGUGAAUGAGACAGAAGAGCCAACCUGUGACUGUAAUGAUGGAGGUACACAAAAAGACAAAGGCCCAUAUUAUACACACCUGGGGGCAGGACCAAGUGUUGCUGCUGUCAGGGAGCUCAUGGAGACUAGGUAUGGCCAUAAAGGAAAGGCAGUACGAAUUGAGAAGGUAGAGUACACGGGGAAAGAAGGCAAGAGCUCGCAGGGCUGCCCAGUCGCCAAGUGUAUACUUAGAAGAUCCGGUUCUGAAGAGAAGAUACUUUGUUUGGCCCGGGUGCGACCCGGUCACUUCUGCGCGACGACUGUGAUGGUCGUGGUUAUCAUGAUCUGGGAAGCCAUCCCUCGCCCGAUGGCCGACUAUCUGUAUGAGGAGCUCACAAUAAACUUGAGGUCCUACAGCGGGCAUCCCACUGACCGCAGAUGCACCCUCAACGAAAAUCGUACCUGCACCUGCCAAGGCCUCAAUCCAAAGACAUGUGGCGCCUCUUUCUCCUUUGGCUGUUCAUGGAGCAUGUUUUUGAAUGGCUGUAAGUUUGGGAGAAGCCCAAACCCCAGGAAGUUCAGACUUGCUCCAAACUAUCCAUUAAACAGCUACUAUAGGAGAAUUACUGGAUCACGACGUUUUAGCAGAAGAAGACGCAUGAGACCCGUAAAACCCAGACAGAUGUUUCCAGAACACAGGGCUCAGGAAAAGAAACUUGAAGAGCUUUUUCAGAAAUUGGCUGACGAUUUAGCUCCCAUUUAUAAGCAGAUGGCUCCAGUGGCUUAUCAGAAUCAGGUGAAAUAUGAAGACGUCGCCGGAGACUGUCGACUUGGCACUAAGAAAGGCCGUCCUUUCUCUGGUGUCACCUGUUGCUUGGAUUUCUGUGCCCAUUCUCACAGGGACAUUCACAACAUGAUUAAUGGAAGCACUGUGGUUUGUACUUUGCUUCGUAAAGAUGUCCGCGACAAGAAUAAUCCCGAGGACGAACAGCUCCACGUCCUUCCAUUACACCGACUUGCCGACACCGAUGAAUUUGGCUCCCGAGAGGGAAUGGAAGAAAAGAUCCGCUCUGGGGCCAUUGAGAUCGUUCAGCCAUCCAGGAAGAAGCAACUACGUUUCAAUGAGCCUAUUCCUCGGUGUGGGAAGAGGAGGACCACUAUGGUGGAGCAGAACAAGAAACCAGCUCCCACUGCACUGAAAAGGAAGAGGAGCUCCUCCAGUUCAGACAACACUAAAAGCUUCUCAUCAGCCUCAUCUACUCAUCACCCGGUGAAUGAAGAAGCAGGUACCUGUACGUACAAUAACACAGCCUCAGGCGGGUUUCCAGAAACAGGUAGCGGUGUCCCCUGUACACUGCCCUCUGGUGCUAAUGUCGCUGCUGGUGCUGGAACUGAACAGCCUGGUGAAGCAGCUGCUCUUCCUCAGCCCUCUCUCCCCGUAGCAGACACCCCUCUCUCUAGCCCAUCCGAGCAGCUACCAUUCCUCAGCUGUGCUCAUGAACUGGAUUCCUGUCAGGUGGAAGACGGGCAGCACUCUGAAGCAGAGGAGCCUCUCUCAGAUGGUGUCCUCUCAGAUGACCAGUCCUCCAAGGACGACGAACCUGAGAUUCAGGAGUAUUGGUCAGACAAUGAGUUGAUCUUCCUUAACCCUAGCUAUGGCGGAGUGGCCAUAGCACCCAUUCAUGGUUCAGUGAUGAUCGAAUGUGCCCGGAGAGAGCUUCAUGCCACCACCCCUGUGGAAAAUGCCAACCGAAAUGACCCCCUACGGAUGUCCCUGGUAUUCUACCAGCACAAAGGCCUGAUUCUCCCCAGUCAUGGUUUCUAUUUCAACAGGAUUAAGUUUGAGUCUAAAAUUUUUAAGAAAAAGGCUGCAGAACGGAAGGGUCCUGAUAAAUCAUCAUUUGUAGCCAAUUUACUGUGCAAUAUUCCUUCUCGUAUUGCACCAACCUUAACCCGUGACAAUGUUGUCACUGUGUCCCCUUACGCUCUCACUCAUGUUGCAGGACCCUACAACCAUUGGAUUUGAAGGCUUUUUUCCCAUAAUGCCUUUGCUAGUGCAGUGUAGUUCCUACGGUGCUGUUCAAAAGAAAGUCACGUUGUUGUUUACUUACUUACCGUAUCUUCAUUUCACCCAUUUCAACUCCGAGGUCAAAUUUAUGAAGUGGGUGGGUACUUAACUGUGACUAUUUUGAUUGAGAAUCGGUGGAAGGUAUACAUUCUCAGCAAAGAUACUGGUCUUAUAUCUUGGUUAGGCGUUGACCAUGACAGAAUCAUAGUUUGGUGCUCAAAUUAAGUUUCUUUACUACAAAGAGGAUUUUAACAGGUUCCUACAAUAAGAUGUAGAAACCAAGACACACAGUGUUCGCUCUAUAGUUCCUGGUGCUUAACCACAUAACAUGUAGUAAUGAGCCGAAUGAUUGUUUCAUGGUGCCACCCUUCCAGCAUCUUCCGAUCAUUGCUAUAUGUCUGCACAUUUGAAAUAAACCAAUGAAAUGCUUUCUCUUACAAUAUCUCUCCUGUAUAAAAUAGUUCUUUAUUCUAGUGAUGAUGGGAGGCUAUUCGUUAACUGUAAAUAUAUAUAUUUUUAAAAGCACUUUCUAUUUUUAAAGUAACUUGAAAUAGCAUAGUAGCAGAAUCCUAUUGUCUAUUAUGUAUGCAUAUUUGCAUAGCAGAAAAGUCAUUUACUGUGUAGAGUUUCAUCCUGUUAACUGCAGCCUGUAUUUAAAUCUGUUCUACUCAAAAUCCAAAAAAAAACGAAAAUACAAAUUGCCACCAAUAUCAUUUUCCCCCUUUUAACUAGAAAAGUAUUGUCUUUAGUGUCCUCAUGAUUGAUGUUUUCAUCAUGACACAUGUUUUCGAUGGUAGAAGGGGACAGAUUGGGAUCAAUCAAAUCUAUGAGAAUAGUUAAGUAACUUUUCCCUCCCAAAUGAGAAAAUAUCCUUUAGAAAUAAUUGAGGGGGAAAAUGCUAUUACCACUAUUGCUUCUGGCCCAGAGUCACAUUAAAAAAUUAUGCUGCAAGCCAAUUAAGAGCCUAUUCAUUAAUCUUAACCUUUUGGGUUUAGGUUAUUGACAAUUUAAUUGGCAAUUCAAACUUCUUUGGUAAUCCCCAUUUUGAAGGUCACAGGUAAAGCUGGCAUUCUGAUUACUUUUGUGUUCCAAGGUUCCUCCCAUAUAUAUACCAAGAAAGACACCCUAAACAAAACCUAGAACCAAAAGAAAUUCAAAUGCACAGGUGCUAUGACAUUCAAAGAAUUGGAUUUUCCAGAAGUCCAGGAACCCUAAUGGUGCUUCUCAGAUGCCAUACGAAGUCCACGACUAUCAUCAUAAUCUCGGUGCGAAUGCUAACAGUUCCAGCAAAGCUCUCUAGAGAAUAACUUAUUAAAAUAAUAUAUGGUGUGAAGUUUCUGACUAAGGGAAUUGAAGAGGUCGGGAUUGUAAAUAAAGUGUCCAUCAGCAUUCCAUCUGCAAAUAGAUGUGUGACUACAUUCAGUAGGGUAUAUACAAUGUAUCCAGUAGGGUAAUUUGUUGACCUGAUUGUUUUGUGUGCCUUAGAUUUCUGUUUUAGAACAAGUGUUUUCAAAGCCUAGGGUUUCUUACACGUGUUUGUAUGUAACUGAUUCUUUGUUGCUUCAGGUGUGUCAGUAUUUGUUAGUGUGUGCUAUCAGGAAAGCUCCCUUUGAAGUUACCUUUGAGGUUUUAGGCCUUAGCUUCCAGUAGAAAUUGUUUCCUUGCCAUGCCGUGCAUUUCUUCAUCCAUUCAUCCUCAAAUGCACAUUUAAUUUAAUCUUUACAUUUAAUUGAUCCAUUUGAUUUUGUUUUUCCUUGAAUCACCACCUAGGACACAAUCUAAAAGGCAGUGGUGGUGCACACCUUUAAUCCCAGCAGAGGCUGGUGGCUCUCAGUGAGUUCUGGACAGCCAGAACAAAAAAUCUAAACAAAACAGUAAUGAUUUCCAACUUGAACCUGCUCUGUAAACGACACUGCCCUGGGACUGUUGAGUGCUGGCGAUUAAAGGUGUACGCCACCAUGCCUGGCUCAACAGUGGUCUUAUGAAAAAGCAAAGGAAAUUUCUUUGAGAUGACCUAACACUCUUCCUGAGAAGACUGGUCUCAUUGUUACAUGACCUCCAUGGUAACUCAGCUGAUGCUCUGAGGUCUUUCCUGGUGGACCAGGCUAGCCUACAAUUCAGAAAUCUGCCUGCCCCUGCCUCUACUGAGAUUAAAGCUGUACUCCACCCCUCCACAAGCUGUUUUUCCUUCUUGUGCUUGGCAGCCUCAUAUCUACCAUAUAUAUGUACCUGGUACCAAAUGAACCACAUCAUUAGCUUCAUGGACAUAUAUUGCUGGGACAUGAGGCUACAGAGGUAAACUUUUGCAGCGUGGUAGCAGAACUGCAGGCCAGUCACCAAUCACUUAGCUGAAUGAUAUCCUCGAGUAGCUGACUUGAUUAACAGGAAGUCAAUUACUUUCUAGUACUUUUACUCCUGAUCAACAUUCCACAAUAGUAUGUACAAACCUAACAUGUUGAGAGACUUCUAUGUGGGGUAAAGCUGUGACAUCACUGACGUCUUCCAUCAAUUGUGGGCACAUUUAGCUGGAAUGUGCCAACUGAGGAGGUGGAUGCAGUCUUUAACAAAGUUGCCUUUAGUUACACCACUCGGUGUAUAGUGAUGUCGUGAUUUCACUGCAGUAGAAGUCACAAAGCUCAGGCCCUGCACCCACAGAACAGGUGGUACCUAUCAGCGUGGAAUUGCGUGAAGGCCACUCUGUUCUUAGAACUUUACAAGUUUUCUCACCCCGGGAGUACAGUCUCACGGAGAACUAUCCUUAUUUUUGCACAAGUCAAAAAUAAAACAGCUUUCUGUCCUCCAGGGAGGUUCAGAAAAAGAAAAGUAAUGGUAAAAUUAGGUCAAGAUUCCCUUGACUAUCAGUGAAAACUGGCCUAUUAACUCUUACCUAUAAACAAGCCAGUCCUUGUUUUUGCCAUUCUCUCUGGAACCUGGUGUUCAGAGUAAUUGAGAACUGAGUGGAAAUGCGCGGAGGAAAGCGUAUUUUCAGUGUAUAUACUCCCUGGUUGCUCAAUUCCUUCCUGCCCCUGCCUAGUUAAACGCCAGCAGUUACUUGUGAUGUGGCCAUCUUUAUAAGUGGGGAUGCUGGUUUAUUGUGCAUAGCACUCCCAAGCUUGCUGUGCUUUGUUUUUCUCCAGUGUGGCAUAUUUAGCCCCGUGGUAUAGUUAUUGCUUGGUUGUUUAAGACCUCUAGAUUUUUCCAAGUGAAGCAGAUGUUCUCAUAGCAUGAGAAAAUAUAUAAUGCCAAUCCUGUUAUCAGGAAGGCCAUUCAGACAGUGAGUCCUCCCACACAACCUGAUUCCAUGUGAAAAUUCCUGAGCAUGCUUUUCUUUUACCUGUGUACUAGAAACAGGCUUCUGUAUUGAGUUGUGGAGCUGGACAUUUAGAGUCUUGUGGGUCUUGUGUAGUCAGUCCUGAACUAUGGUUGAGAAUGUUGAAUUUCUUCUUUUGAAGUUGGGUUGCACUAUGCAGCCCUGGCUUGCCUGGAGCUUGGGGAGACAUAGACCAAACUGGCCUUGUAUGACAGAGGUUCUGGCGUGUGCUCAGAAAGCAUUCUUAUCCACCUUCCCACCCUAGACUUUGUUUUUUUGUUUCUUGUAGUGCUUUUUCUGAAAUUCCUACUUUAGAUAUCUUUCUUACUUGUUAGAGUAUAGACACAGGGCACCCUGCCCAGAUAACCUUUUAUUGGCCCCAGUUCUUUUCCCAGAUAACCAAAAGGCUCAGAAUAUGUUCUUGACAAUAUCAGUUUAACCCUUAGGCCCCAUUGUAUUCAAAAUUAUAUUGUGGCUGUAUGAAAAGCCCCUACAGGAUUAAUUUUCCUUAUUCCUUCUGCACCUUCUGAUUUCCUUGUGUAUCCUGGCUCCAUCUCCUCAGAUCAUCCCUUAUGCAAAUGCAUCUGGUUCAUUUAAGAUGCCAUUGUUUGGAUUCCUCACUCCUGCCUUCCUUUCUGAGACACCAUCUCCUAUAGCCCAGGCUGCCACAAAGUCCAAUCCCCAAUUUGGCUCAAUCUGUAAUCCCAACUGCUUGAGGGGCUGAGGCAGACAGAGCUCAGUGACACAGCGCUUCCUGACCAUGCUCGAAUGGGCACCAUUCCCCAAGACUGCAGGAAGAAUCAAGAGUGCAGCACUUUACAGUUAGGAGUAAACAAUUUAAACCAUACUCAUUCUCUUCUAUGACUUUUUCAACCCCAUCUGCUAUGUUACAAAUCAGCCAGGCCGUUUUAGUCAAUCUUUCUAGUUUCCUAAGCCAGAUUUACUCCUGAAAUUCUUCAACUGCAAUAGGGUAAUGCUAACCCCGGUAUAUAUAUUCAAACCCCCAGCUCAGACCUUACAGCCCCAAGGCACUACACAUGAUCUAGGUUCCAGAAUAAGCUCUGGUGCUUUUCUUUUUAGCAUGCCUAGCUUGAAACCAAGAAGUACCUGUAGCAUUUCUUAUCUGUGCUCUUCGAGUAGACAACAAAAUCUAGGUGAUUGAUAUUUUGAAAACAAAUCGGAUAUUAACAAAAUAAGCAUUUCUCCCUUGGUAUGAUCCACACACCUGUAGCACCAGCUCAUGGGGAGACUUUAGUAGGAUUUGGCAGAUUUUAGUAUGAUUUAAUAGUAGGAUUUUAGAUUUAAGACCAGCCUCAAUUAUAUGAGAUCCUGUCUUAACAACUUUUGAUCCCCAAUAUUGAUACCAAACACAGCUCUCUGUGGCAAGAAUGGCUAGUACCUUACUCCAUGCCACCGAGCAAGUCUAGGAAUAUAAAUAAUGUGAUUAUGGGUGCUUUGCUUCUGUGGGUGCCAUAUGGCAGUGCCCAUGGAUGCCAGUGUGGUCCCCUGGAACUGGAGUUCAGCUGUUGUGAGCUGCCAUCAAGGUGCUGUAAAUCUAACCAAGAUCCUCUGGAAAAGUAACAAGUGCUCUUAACCAGUGAGCCACCCACAAAUUCAGAGUGCUACAUGUAAAUAUACAGGAAAAACUGAAUUAGGGUUUUACUGAAUAGAGCUAAUAGAAAAAUAUAUAAAUUAUUUAUAAAACAUGUUUCUUAGCAGUUUUGUUUCUGUUUGUUUACCUAGUUAUAUUCAAGUUUUCAUUUAUGCAUUAAAGAUUAGGUUUGUGGUUUUUACUUUAUUGUGUGUAGAGCAGGUUCACAAUAUAGCUCCAACUGACCUAGAAAAUUCAAUAUAGUCCAGGGCCAAGUUUUAUGAUUCCCUAGGUGCAGGGAUUGCAUGUGUGAACCACCCUAUUCAGUGAUCAGAAGCAUAGAGAAUAGCCCUUUACUAUUCAUAGGAAAACAAAAUAAAUUUUUCACCAAGUAAUUUUUAAAAUAGGACUUUUAAAGCAUCUCACAAUCAAAGUUUAAUAUAUUUGUUUAAAUAUAUUUAGAUGAAGGUUUCUUGAAGGCAAUGGUGUUAACUGAACAACUUUAGUUCCUAGCCCUCCUUUAUUAUAAAUACACAAAAUUGUCUCUAACAGGUUGUAUUGUCUCUAGAUUGUAUGGUUUGUCUUGUUGAGUUGGGUGUGUGUGUGUGUGUGUGUGUGUGUGUUCCUUCUGCUUCGCUUGUAGCCAUAUAAAUCUUUGGAGCAAAUAUACAUUUACCUAGAGAGUUGGAAAUGGUGAGAUGUAUUUGUAAAGUUUCUAGUAAUCUCCUUAAUAGGUUAUUUUACCGACCUCUCUAUAUGGAAGUAGUAUAUUUUGACUGGUGAUUACAUUUUUUGGCACAUAGGGAGAGGGGGAGGGCAAAUUAACCUUGAAUAUUCAAGUAAGACCCCCUUUUAAGCUGGCCAUUACCAGCACCUGUUUGUGCUGGAAUCAAAUGACUGUAUUUGACUUUACAAACACAGCUCAUAGAAAAGAUUAAAUAUUUUUAUUGCAAUGUAUGGUCAUAUUUUUUUUAGCCUUUAUGGGGUUAAUAUUGUGAUAAGUGCUUUAAGAGAAAUAUUUUUCCAGAAAUGGUUUUCUAGCUAAAAUUAUGGGCAGCUUUUGCAUUGUGAUGUGUGGGUCGAUGGUUAUAUUUGGGUUACUAGGAAAUCCUGUCGUGUUCCCUAAGGAGAAAGCUGUUCGAUUCCAUGGCAAAGAAAACAACAUUAAAUUCUAGUUCAAUUAUUUCUCCACAGUAUGAAUGAACACGCAUGCCAUUAGCUUGGUUUACAGGUGUAUCAUUGGUGGGAAGAAAACACUCAUUCAUGUUCAGUGCUGAAUUUCCCCUAGGUGCAUAAGCAUUUUCCUAAGUUAAAGCCCUGCCCCCUAACUCUUGGAAUACAUUUACUGUUGAUUUUCCCCUAUUGCCAUCCUACUGUUGUAUCUCAUUAAUUUUUUAAUAAGUUUUUAUUUUAGAAAAUGCUGUUUAGAUUCCAAAAAGUAAUUGAUUUAGUUCUUCACAUAUGAGGGAAAGCACUUCACAUUAAAUGGAAAGAGAUUCUUAUAGCCAUGAUGGUUUUAAUACAUGAUCAAUACUGAGUCCUCUGCACAGAAUGGAACACUUCCUAGCAGUACUUGAAUACUUGUAAGUUGGAAUUGCAUGUUACUUGAAAGAUCUGAUUAAGCUAAAUUUUGGUGCACAGCAGUUGUAUAUGAUUUCAUGUUUAUGUAGCGAAAUACAUUGAAAUGUACUACUAGUAUUGAAACAUAAAUGUAAAAAUAGUUGUGGAAAUUGUCUUAUUUUCCUUAUGUCUCAUUUGUUUAAAGCAUAAAUUUUCUUUUAUUGUUCUAACUAAGAAUAAGUGAAUACUGUAAUUGAAAAUAUAUUUUAAA
Microtus ochrogaster (prairie vole) is the source of this 12844-nucleotide messenger RNA. RefSeq names its product tet methylcytosine dioxygenase 1 (gene Tet1). Gene Ontology annotation, biological process: positive regulation of transcription by RNA polymerase II; chromosomal 5-methylcytosine DNA demethylation, oxidation pathway. Gene Ontology annotation, molecular function: DNA binding; DNA 5-methylcytosine dioxygenase activity; zinc ion binding. Bases 71 to 6070 code for a protein of 1999 amino acids. NCBI's taxonomy places the organism in Eukaryota, Metazoa, Chordata, Mammalia, Rodentia, Cricetidae. Gene Ontology annotation, cellular component: nucleus. The record is from RefSeq and is a predicted model, not a curated record. The transcript has 13 exons.